AACUAGGUCGCAGAAAGCAACACAUUAAAAACCCAAAACCCAACCCCAUUGAAAUGACAAUAUUAUCACUAUCAGCCUUAUUUUGCUCUCCAAUUAGAGCUCUCUAGAGCCUCAUCCUCCUCCGCAACCAAAACCCCAACACACUCUCUCCCUCUCACUUCUCAGAGAGAGAGAGUCUGUGACCUAAGAGUUACUGAGAUUCAACGAAACAAAGAGCAAAGCCAAACACAGAAGUUCAUCAGGCGUAAACUCAUAAAUAGUUCUUUUUAGCCAACAAAAUUGAUGGCAAUUUCACCUUGUGGAAGUACAUGGGUUGCUCAAUGGGGAAUUCGCCCUCAGUGUAUGCUGAGGUCUUAUGUCACAAACAAGAUUCCAACAUCCCGAUAUUGUACUACAAGCAGUAUAAGCUUUUUGUCGGCACCAAGUUCAAGCUUAUUUUCUCGUGGUUCCUUCCCUGUGGUAUCGUAUCCAGGGUCAUCUCAAACUUCACAACGUCGUAGGGGUGCACGUUUCACAGUUAGAGCAGAUUCUGAUUUCUAUUCUCUUCUUGGGGUGUCAAGAAAUGCCAGUAAAUCUGAAAUUAAAAGCGGUAUAUACAAUUUUUACCCUUUUGGCAGAUUGUUCUAUGAACUUCUUUGCUUUUAUGUUCUUGCUUGAAUAGUUGCCAAUUCAUCUUUGCAAUGGUUAUACAAGUUGUCACUUAAUGGCUUUAAGAUUAACUGUAUGCAGAGAGAUCAGGCCAAUUAGAGUAGACUUCUCCAUGUUUAUUAGCAAAGCAAAUACUUCAAUAUUAUGCCAUGCAACUCAUUACUAUCUCAUCCCUAUCCUUAUUAAUUUGACUGAUGUUGCUUUGGAGUUGUUUAUGGAGUUUGGCUUCCCCUCCCCAUUUUUUUCUUUUUUUGAAAAAGGAGAACAUUUAGACCUUAUAGACUUUGCAGGAGAGA
Molecule: messenger RNA, 944 nt
Organism: Quercus lobata
Lineage: Eukaryota; Viridiplantae; Streptophyta; Magnoliopsida; Fagales; Fagaceae
Product: chaperone protein dnaJ A6, chloroplastic-like
Exons: 4
Coding region: 283-657 (124 amino acids)
Source: RefSeq, a predicted model, not a curated record